This is a messenger RNA of Phycodurus eques (leafy seadragon), 599 nucleotides long. Its product is annotated as 5-hydroxyisourate hydrolase-like. The transcript is spliced from 3 exons. The coding region runs from base 1 to 357 and encodes 118 amino acids. Gene Ontology annotation, molecular function: hydroxyisourate hydrolase activity. NCBI's taxonomy places the organism in Eukaryota, Metazoa, Chordata, Actinopteri, Syngnathiformes, Syngnathidae. Gene Ontology annotation, biological process: purine nucleobase metabolic process. The record is from RefSeq and is a predicted model, not a curated record.
AUGACCUCUGCGCGCAGCCCGCUGACCACGCUUGUGCUCAACACCAGCGACGGCGUUCCCGCCGCUCGCGUGUCCCUCAGCCUGCAUCGACUCGACUCGGAGCUCAAGCUGUGGAACAUGCUCAACGUCGGGACGACGGAUGAAGACGGCCGCUGCCCGGGACUCAUCAGCCGGGAAGCGUUCGUCCCGGGAAUGUACAAGUUGCGCUUUGAGACCGGCUCGUACUGGGCCAGCCUGGAACGCCGCUCCUUCUAUCCCUACGCCGAGGUGGUGUUCACCAUCACGGAUUCGACGCAAACGAUUCACCUGCCGCUGCUCAUGAGCCGCUUCUCCUACAGCACGUACGUGGGAAGCUGAGGCAAAAACCUUUUAUCUGCUCACCGACAAGGAACGCUCAUGACGUACGCGUACUUGUGAAACUCGAUUUGAAGCCAUCGCAGUAGUGAACACCCUCCGACACAUUGUGUGUCACUGACUGAACUGUAAACUUUGAUGUCGUGUGCGGCGGACGGUCCGUUGCCUCGCAUUCGACGGAAGGCCGGGAUUGACCUCGACAGCGGCAGGUGGCCAUCUCAUCCGCUCGUACUCGGUUGUCCUCG